This is a messenger RNA of Postia placenta MAD-698-R-SB12, 1242 nucleotides long. RefSeq lists its product as hypothetical. The transcript has 6 exons. The coding region runs from base 1 to 1242 and encodes 413 amino acids. The record is from RefSeq and is a predicted model, not a curated record. NCBI's taxonomy places the organism in Eukaryota, Fungi, Basidiomycota, Agaricomycetes, Polyporales, Adustoporiaceae.
AUGUCUGCUCGCUCCGCCACCCCUGCGUCGACUCCCUCGCUCGUCAACCGCCGCCUCGCUUCUCUGCUUGUGGUCCUCGAGGCUCCGCCGACCGCUGACGCCACGCUCGAUGUGGUCGAAGAGUGGGCUCAAGACUUGUCGCCUCUCGUCCUCGCCUAUCGCAAGGCUCUGGGCACCAUCCGCGACGAGGAGACGGAGUUGCGCGUCGCCGCCGCCGUCAAACAGCUCGCCGAGCGGGCGUCGGAGUCGUGGGUCAAGUGGGCGCGCGGGGACUGGCCUGAGCUCACGACCGCCAUCGAUGCCGAGGUCGAACGACGCCUCGAAGAACAGAAGCGCCUCGCUGAGGAGGAAGCACGACGCGUCGAAGAGGCCGCGAAGCGUGCGAAGGCCGCCGAGGAACGCCGCCUCGAAGAUGAACGGCGUCGAAAGGACGAAGAGGACCGUCGGAAGCAGGCUGAAGACGAGCGUCGCGCACAAGAGGCCACCGACGAAGAGUUGGCGAGGAUUGCGGCCGCCGAAGGACUCCUUCCCGACCCUGCGCCUGCCGGUGUUGACAAGGGGAAAGGGCGCGCAAGGGUCGAUGACGAGGUCACCGAGUUGUCGGACGACCCCUCGGUCAAGACUCCUCGGACGGUCGAACGUCCGCUCGCGAUGACCGAGAAGACUCCUCGGACGGUCGAACGUCCGCUCGCGAUGACCGAGGUCGACAUGGCCGCCGCGGCGAUUGAGAAGCGCCAGUCGGGACAGAAGUGCGACCGUUGCGCCGGCUACCGCUCGGCCCCGGUCGAUUGCGUGUGGGUUGACAACGCUACGACCUGCGAGAGGUGCGCGCAAUUCCAGCAGGGAUGCUAUUUCGACAAGGUGUCUGUGCUUGGGAAGACCAAGAAAACGCGCGGCGGGGGAUCUACCACCAAGAAGCGCAUUCGGCCGGCCUCUCCUGGGCCUUCGGUCGCGGACGCGAGUGGUUCGAAGAAGUGCCGAGUCGACGAGCCUCCGCGCCCCCUUCUACGACGGCCUCUCGAUGGGGCCAGCCGCCUGGGCCUUGAACAGGACGAUCUCGACGCACUCGACCUCGACGAUGAGUCUCGGGGCAUCAUUCGCGUCAUCCGCGAGGAGCACGCUCACAUCGCUCGCCGUCGAGCGCUCCUCCACGACAUGGACCUCGACCUUCAAAAGAUGGAGAAGGACGCGCUCGCGAAGGGGGGAAUCGGGUUCGUGCGCGGGGCUGUUGACGAGGACUAG